Messenger RNA from Drosophila sulfurigaster albostrigata, 1413 nucleotides. RefSeq lists its product as uncharacterized. NCBI's taxonomy places the organism in Eukaryota, Metazoa, Arthropoda, Insecta, Diptera, Drosophilidae. Gene Ontology annotation, biological process: glutathione metabolic process. The record is from RefSeq and is a predicted model, not a curated record. Gene Ontology annotation, molecular function: glutathione transferase activity.
AAGUAGUUAUUUCUCAACUUGUAGCACCAUCACUAUGGAUCUUUAUUAUUCGCCUUACGCUUCAUCGACUGGUGCCAUUCUUUUACUUGGCAAGGUUUUUGGUGUGGAAAUUAAUAAAAUUCCGAUCAAUAUCCAGGCAAAAGAACAGCUAAAGCCUGAGUUUGUGAAACUGAAUCCUCAGCACACCAUUCCUACAAUCGUCGACAACGGAUUCUCUCUUUGGGAAUCUCGUGUUAUUCUCACCUAUCUGAUCGAGAAGUACGCAAAGGAUGAUUCCCUUUACCCUAAGGACCCUCAAAAACGUGCUGUUGUGAAUCAACGACUCUACUUUGAUUUGGGAACACUACACAAGGCUCUCGCAGAGUACUACUAUCCACAGUUCCGAAAGAAAGAAGCUGAUCCCGAGCUAUUCAAGAAGGUAGAGGAGGCCCUAAGUUUCCUCAAUAGUUUUUUGGAGGGCCAACAGUACCUGGCAGGUGAUUCUCUCACCGUUGCUGACAUUGCCAUUCUCUCCACCCUUGCUUUCUUCCAAGCCGUCGGUCUAGACAUUAGCAAAUACAGCAAUGUUGCCAAGUGGUACGAAAAUGGUAGCAAAGUGACUCCUGCAUGGAAUGAGAUCGAGAAUACUGUGGCUGCUUCGAAGAAAUUGAUGGAAUCAACCUUUUUGCUGAAUCAAAUUAGUAAACUUUCAGCUCGGCAACCCAUCGCAACAAACAUGGAUUUUUAUUAUUCACCUUACUCUUCAAUGGGUGCUGCUAUCCUUAAUACUGGAAAGGCUCUUGGUCUCGACAUCAAUAAAAUUCAUGUCAACGUUCACCAGCAGGAACAACUGAAGCCGGAAUUCGUGAAGCUCAAUCCACAGCACACCAUUCCCACGCUCAACGACAACGGUUUCGUUGUUUGGGAAUCUCGAGCGAUUCUCACCUAUCUGGUUGAACAGUACGGAAAGGAUGAUUCUCUUUACCCGAAGGAUCCUCAGAAACGUGCUCUUGUAAAUCAACGCCUCUACUUCGAUAUGGGAAAGCUUUAUAAAGCCUUCCUGGAGUACUUCUAUCAACAAAUCCAAAAGAAACCAGAAGAUCCCGAGCUAUUCAAGGAGGUGGAAGCUGCCCUAGAGUUCCUCAACGUUUUCCUCGAGGGUGAAAAGUAUGUGGCAGGUGAUUCCUUCACUGUUGCCGAUAUAGCUAUCCUCGCAACCGUGGCCAAUUUAAAAGUCAUUAAUGUAGACUAUAGCAAAUACACAAAUAUUGUAAGAUGGUAUGAGAAUGGUAGAAAAGAAGCACCUGGAUGGGAAGAGGUUGAAAAUACCGCUGAUAAUUUCAAGGCAGUCAUUGAAGCAAGAAAGUAAAAAACCAUAUAUUAAGAAAAUCUAUUAAAAAAAAUGUAAUACUCUUUAAAUAAAUUAUUUACACA